This is a messenger RNA of Annulohypoxylon truncatum, 713 nucleotides long. RefSeq names its product N-acetyltransferase. Gene Ontology annotation, biological process: protein acetylation. The coding region runs from base 124 to 675 and encodes 183 amino acids. Gene Ontology annotation, molecular function: N-acetyltransferase activity. The record is from RefSeq and is a predicted model, not a curated record. Lineage: Eukaryota; Fungi; Ascomycota; Sordariomycetes; Xylariales; Hypoxylaceae. The transcript is spliced from 2 exons.
UGCAUGAAGGGCGUAGUUCAAUGCCACUAGUAUUUAUAGACGCAGACAUUGUAGUAUAGCAAUUCGUCGUUCCAAACCAUCUAGAUCGCAUCAAGGAGUAUUUCCUAAAGUAUAACUUUCACAAUGGCACCAGCACCUUGCAAAGUUCGGCACGCUCACCGAGAUGACGUAUCAACUAUUCUCGACUUGAUCCGGGAGCUGGCCGACUACGAGCACGAGCUCGAUGCCGUCGAAGCAACCGAGGCCACAUUGCUUUCCACCAUAGCCUUCGCUCCUAAGGAUGUUGAAUCGACCUCUACUUCCCCAAUCACGGAGCCCACAUCCCCGUCUAGACCGGCGCGUUGCCUCCUCCUAUUCAACGAGGAAGGAAAACCAGCCGGUAUGGCGCUGUACUUUUAUAAUUACAGCACGUGGCGAGCAAAAGCAGGCAUCUAUCUCGAAGACUUGUUCGUCCGACCGACAGAGCGGAAGAAGGGGUACGGGAAGAAGCUGCUCGUUGAGUUGGCAAAGGAAGUGGUCGCAACAAACGGUGGUAGACUCGAGUGGAGUGUGUUGAAGUGGAAUGAGCCUAGUAUCAAGUUCUACGAAUCCAUCGGAGCUAAGCCGAUGAACGAAUGGGUUGGCAUGCGAGUAGAUCGCGAGGGCCUAACCAAGUUGGCUGGUCUUUUAGACUGACCGAGUUUUGUUGGCAAGACAUGCGCCUUAACCUUGGA